This is a messenger RNA of Zootermopsis nevadensis, 2789 nucleotides long. RefSeq names its product glutamate receptor. The record is from RefSeq and is a predicted model, not a curated record. Gene Ontology annotation, cellular component: membrane. Lineage: Eukaryota; Metazoa; Arthropoda; Insecta; Blattodea; Termopsidae. Gene Ontology annotation, molecular function: ligand-gated monoatomic ion channel activity.
CUGUCUGGCACACAAUUUCGUGGAGGUCCUGACAGCAGUGCAAAGUCACUUCCGGUCUGGUUGCGUCUUCUUAUUACACGAAGAAAACAGUUUCCUGAGAACUGCUGCAAUUGUUAAUGAUCUGAAGUCCUUAAGAAGAAAACAUAUACAGGCAACAGCUUUGUUCAAGGCAACUAACACCCUCGAAUGUCAGCACAAUCGACCACUUUACGUCAUUCGAUCCACAAGUGCAAAAUAUAAAACUUCAAUCAAAUCGUUCCUGGUGGCCCAGGAGGCGGAUGACCACGUCGUCGUCCUGACAGAAGUGUAUCGUGUUAGCCCCUCACUUCCCCUGCAGACAUAUCGCUUUGGUGAAUGGACUUACCGUGAGAGACCUAACUGGCCCACUCUCAGUUUUUAUCAGAGGAGAAAUAAUCUUCAAGGACUUCUAUUCAGGACUGUGUUUAGUGAGAAAUUAUUGAAAGAUAAUUUUAAUAGUGGCGGAAGGGACUAUUUCUUUUACCGAGUUUGGGUUAUUCUCUCCAAUGUUAUGAACUUCACAAUCGAAUAUUUGCCCUCUGAAAUAAACGGAAACGGUGUGUUGCUUGACAACGGUUCUUGGAACGGCGUUGUGGGCAUUUUGCAGAGACGGGAGGCAGACGCCUCGAUAGAGAGUCUGACGAUGACAUCAUUACGGUGGAAUGUGGUUGAUUUAUUAUCGCCACUAUGGGUUGACAGGAAAUACAUGUUCAUCAAAGCGGCAACCGAAUUCGAGCUAUCAUGGUUGAGCAUUUUUUAUCCUUUCAAUUGUCCUCUUUGGUUUGCCUUAAUUGCAUCGAUUCUCCUGCUUUCUACCUGCCUCGGUAUUAUAUGUCAAAUCUGUCAUAGAAACACAGAGUUUAGAAGAAACGGACUUUUACAGAAUAUUUGCAAUUCAUUGUUUUUCAUCUUCAGCGUCUUCUGUGGUCAAGGCGAGAAACUGGGCCUCACAACCACGUCCAUCAUGGUGGUGUGCGUCUCGACGGACUUGCUAGUGGUGGUUCUUCUAGCGUCCUAUUCAGCAUCUCUGAUGUCCUACUUGAUAGUGAGACGCCCAAGGCUACCAUUCCGUACUUUCAGCGAGUUCUUGGCGGACGGUACGUUUACCCUUGGGGUUCAUCGCUUCUCAUCUCUGCUGUCAUUUUUUGAGACGACAGAAGACCCUGUCAUAAAUCAGCUGUAUCUAAGUCACAUCGCUCCGCACAAAGAUACACUACCAAUGUCUCAUUUGGAAGGAUAUACAAGAGUGUGUUCCAGUCAUAAGUAUGUAUACAUUCACUUUUUGGAAUUCCUGGAGGACAAACGGAAUAAGUUGAAAUGUGAGCUGACCAUCGUUCCUGGGGCGUUCUUAACGGUGACAAAAAGCAUAGCACUGAUUCGAAACAGUUCUUAUCGAGGCCUCUUCAGAUACAGUCUGACUAAAUUAAGACGUAACGGAAUCUUGCAACAACUUCUAUACGUCACAAAACACGGAAAUGAAGUGCAAGAAACUCCUUUAAUAUCCAUGGAUAUGACGUCAUUAGCACCAAUAUUUACAGUAUUAGCAUUUGGAUUGGUAGCUACCAUAUUGAGCAUCUCACUGGAGUUCGCGAUACACAAGUGUAAGAAGCAGAAACAAACAAGUUACAGAAUGGGUAAUGACUGGGUACUUUAAAGUAUUAAGCUAUUUUAUGAGUAUGUUCAGUGUUUAGAGCUCAAUUACGCCUACGUGCCAGAAGAGGGCUUUUUUCCAUAAAAUAAUAAUAAUAACAAUUUAAAAAAAUCAGUAAUAAUCAGUAGUUUUUUUCAACAUAUUACAUGGCCGCAAUAUUGUUUUAGAUCGUGCAAGAAAUAAUUUCCUUUACAAUGUUACAACAGUUUCUAAUAUGAACUAUAAUUUAGACCUGCAAUACAGAACAAAAGAUUCACAUGCUAAUAUCAUUCCCAUGUCAGCUGUUUCACGGCGUCUAAGUUUAUAUAAUUUGAUGGUAGGAAAUUGUAAGUUGAAAAGUGACGUUCAAUCUAGUGGCAAGUUUGAUGAAUAUCCGUCAAAUGUUUAAAAAAUUGUUUCUGGAGAAAGUUUAUGGUUACACGGUUUGAUACUGUAAAGCUUUUUUCGUUACAAAGUUGGGCCUAAGAAAAGAUGAGGUACUCCAGGCUAAGGAGUAAAGCACACUAAAUAGGAAAAUAAGGUCCGUCAUGGCGCUGAAGCACUGAGUAAGUUUUCCUUUGAGGUAAUCUGUUUCCUGUUAAUCAUCGUACUCAAUCUGUUACCACCCCAUGAUAAGCGCCUUGCCCCUGACAAAGAAUCAUAUUGUCAUACCCUCGGUCUACACUUACGAUGUUCGCAUCUUCCCCGUCCUAGCGUUGCUCGAUCGCAGAGACGUAUUUGUGCCAAUUUGUUUUGAUUUAGAGAUCCCUAUGCUAUCAUGUUUUUGUACAGAAUGUUCAGAAAAAAAUACAACCCUUGGGCAAUCACGUCAUUCUAAAUUAUCACCUCCCUUUCUGUUUCAGUGAACCCAGUUAAACGACUGGGUUCCACUUUUUAAGAAAUGUUAUUUGUCAUUUAAAGAUGCAUUACGAAGCCACGCAGAAGGAAUUUGAACAGCUAAAUUUUUCAACGCGAUUACUACUUUUUUACGUACGACAACGAUAUUCUUGACCUGAGGAAGAAAAAUAUUGAACCGUCCAGACUUAAGUAAAUACAAUCAAUUAAUGAGAUUAAAUGAAGAGCAUAGCGGUUGGAACGCUGGCCUUGUAAUCCUGGGGUCUCGGGUUCGAUUCUCGGCGGU